ACUUGUCCUGUAGGUGUUGCCCGUCUGGUUAGUUAGGCGCUCUCGGGUAACUUCUCGCGCAGUUGUUUUCAGCUCGGAGGUCUACAGGCCAAAGACCAGACCGCGGAGACGAGCGAGAAGAGCUUAGGCUGCACUGUGGUAAACUUCAGCGGAUAUAUGAGAGUCCUCGCGUGAAUCCAGACACACCGGCGCCGUCGACAUGUUCACGCGCGGAUCGAAGAAGCGACGCUCCAAUCGCUCGAUAGAUGCUGAGGAUCCGGACCAAGGGCAGCCGUGUAUGCGCUGUGGAGAACAGUGUCCUGGCUUCCGCAUGCAUGGAUGGAGGAAGAUCUGUGUGCACUGUAAGUGUGUGCGGGAGGAGCAUGUGGUGCGCUCUGUGCCCGGACAGCUGGAGAGGAUGAUGAUGAAGCUGGUUUCAGACUUCCAGAGGCACUCCAUAUCCGACGACGACUCGGGCUGCGCCUCAGAAGAAUAUGCCUGGGUGCCGCCCGGGAUCAAGCCUGAACAGGUGUAUCAGUAUUACAGCUGUAUUCCAGAGGACAAGAUUCCUUAUGUCAACAGUCCAGGAGAACGAUAUCGAAUUAAACAGCUUCUACACCAGCUGCCGGCCCAUGACAGCGAGCCUCAGUACUGUAACUCUCUGGAUGAAGAAGAGAAGAAAGAACUGAGGUCAUUCAGCCAGCAGAGGAAGAGAGAGAAUCUGGGCCGUGGCAUCGUACGACUGUUUCCAGUCACCAUGACCGGAGCCAUCUGUCAACAGUGUGGCAGGCAGAUCUGCGGCGGUGACAUCGCGGUGUUUGCGUCACGAGCGGGUCACGGCUCCUGCUGGCAUCCUCAGUGCUUCCAGUGCGCUUCCUGUAGCGAGCUGCUGGUGGAUCUGAUUUACUUCUAUCAGGACGGACACAUCUACUGCGGCCGGCACCACGCCGAGCGCAUCAAACCCCGCUGCCAGGCCUGCGACGAGAUCAUCUUUGCGGACGAGUGUACGGAGGCGGAGGGCCGGCACUGGCACAUGAAGCACUUCUGCUGUUUCGAGUGUGAGACGGCGCUGGGCGGCCAGCGCUACAUCAUGAGAGAGAGCCGGCCGUACUGCUGCCACUGCUACGAGUCUCUGUACGCCGAAUACUGCGACACCUGCGGAGAACACAUCGGUAUAGAGCAGGGUCAGAUGACGUACGAGGGCCAGCACUGGCACGCGACCGAGGCCUGUUUCUGCUGCGCCUGCUGUCAGCUCCCUCUGCUGGGCCGACCCUUCCUGCCUCGCAGCGGACUCAUCUUCUGCUCCCGCUCCUGCUCGCUCGGGGAAGACCCAGACAACUCAGACUCCUGCGAUUCUGCCCUGCAGAGCAAACCAGUGUCACACAAGAGCAUUCAAGACCAGCAGCGCACAUCCACACCACGGCCACAGGAGGGAGCCAGCGUCAGAGCUGCCAGCACAACAACAGCCAACGGGGCUCAUGUCACACUGGGCAGCAGCGCUACAUGUGUCCUCACCUCUUUCCAUCCUAUACCCAAUGGCCAACCUCCACCGUAUGAUCAAAUACAAACACAACACUCACAGCUCUGUCCAGCAGCCAAUGACAGGACGGCAUUCGUUUGCAAGGACCAAUCAGGCGUCAGCAAACAGCGAGUGACUCACCGGCCAGACAGUCUGGAGUUUACGGUGGAGCUGAACGGAUACGCAGAAUUUGGCCCUUUUCCGCCGAGCUGCACGUCUAGAGGGACUUCCACUGCAAAGGAUUGUGGGAACAUCAGUUGUACAGGGAUUUCCUCUCAGCUGGAGUCUUCAGAUACCUUUGACGAUCUAAAUGACUCCGACUCCUUCCCGCCUCCUCCGCCCCCUGUUUUCUUCGAUCCGUCUGAUUCCCGGGCCGCUGUCACUGAAGCCGAGGACGCCCCUGCAGCACCGGUCCGCGGCAGCACCGCCAGGGUCAGCUUCAGAGAGCCAAUCAGCUGCAGCUAUUCAGUGGAAGAGGAAGAGUGGGAGGAAGAGGAACAGGUGGAGAUGCAGAGAAGAGAGGGAGAGGAAGAGGAGCAGGAGGAAGAUGGAGAGGAAGUUGAAGGAAGUUUGGGACACAGGUUGCGUUACUGCAUUGAAGUACCAUCUCAAAUGGAGCUGCUGGAUGGGUCGUACCACCGCAGUUUCCGCCGGGCAAGCGGUGGCCACCAUCCCACGGAGAAGAGGCUCAGACGCUCCCGAGGUUCACGAAGCGACAGACCUCGUCUGGAAACCCUGGAAAGCAGGGUAGGAGACUGCAGGCGGUCCAACAGCGUCCUGGACGGCAGCCUUACCCUGCACUCCACCCGCUACCGACAUGAAGACUCCUGCUCCACCUGCUCCUCUUCCUCAGACUCCGAGGAGGAAGGCUUCUUUCUGGGCCAGCGCAUUCCUCUGCCGCCGCAGCUGACGGGUGGAGAGAGAGCAGCAGAAGGACAGACAGAGGACGAGGACAAGAGCCGAAGAGGAAGCUUCAGGAGAAGAAGGACACAGAGUCUCAGUAGAAAAGACAAGGACAAGAACUGCAUACUGUCCUGAGACCAAGACUCUCUGAACCAGCGAGCUGCUCAGUCCAGAUCGAAGUUGAUGAGUGACAUUCUGUACGAUAAAAAUAGAACCUCUCUUACAUUCUAUGCAUCUGUGUGAUGAUAUAUUAUCCGAUGUCAGUUUCAGUAUCAGGGUGCCUAGUCAAAUUUACUGGCAUUAUUAAUCAGGCCGAGGAACAGUUCUAAUCCAAAUUUUGUUUGUUACAGGAAAAGUAGAACUACAUUUUCUAAAUUUAUGUGAGAGCGCAACGGCUAAAGGCCUGUUUCGCGCAACACAAAUAUUCGGCACAAUAAAUUCACUCCAAUUAUGACAACAAACUUGUUUCCACCACUGAAUAAAAGUAAAAGGUCAUUGCGACUUCUUUUCUCUCUCUCACAGUUAGGACUUUUUAUGUCGUAAUUGUGAGUUUGCAUCUUUUUCUCUCAGUAUUACGAGAUAUAAACUCACAAUUGCGAGUUCUAAAGUCAGAAUUACAUGAUACAAAGUCAUAGUUGCUUGUUAAAAAGUCUGAAUGGAAAAAAACGAAUAUCAGAAUUUGGUGGGGGGGGGGGCCAUUUGUGCGAUAUAAACAUGCAAUUGUGGAGUAUUGUGUAUAAGUCAGUAUUGUAAUUUAGAUCUUUAUUUUUUGCAAUUCUGAGUUUAUAAAGAAUUAUCUCGCAAUUCUGAGAAAGGCAAAAUUACCUUUUCAAAAAAAUGUAUUCAGUGGUGGAAAUGGGCUUUCAUAGUUUAUAACAAUACGUCAGACGGAAUGCAUGAAAAUGCAGUUUCACUCAUAGUAUGUAAGCAGAGUUACAUCUGCAACAACAACAACAAAAAAAUGUUCCAUUAUCUUUUCAUUCCGUUGACAUUUGCUUGGAAAUCAAAUCAUUAUUCACAUGUUUACUAACAGCCGUUCAGAUUUUUGUAUUUAUUUUGUUUAUCAAAUUACACCAAACACAAAGACAAGAAAGCUGCUUCUGGAUUCUUCCUUGGCUAUUCUCUGUUGCUUAGAAAAAGCUGCUUCGUAUAUCCGUAAGCGCCACCAAGAUUUAACUUCAAGUAACAGAAGCAACUUUGGGAAUGUGACAAAAAAAAGUAUAAAUGUUAUUGGUUGGCCAGUUUUAUUCACAGUGCAAAAUAGAGAUUAGCUCACCGAAACCAAAAUACAGAUUAGAACACAGAAAUUGUUUAUUGGACCAGUUUUUUCAACAAAUUUUUGUCAGUGUAAGUAAUCUUGGAGUCAGAGCCAUGGUAACUAUGCUCAAAUUGGAAUAUAAGCAUACUGUAGUGCAGUAUUGUAUCAUGAAUGCAACACUAAAUUGCAAGAGUAAUGUGACACUGUGUUAUCAUAUGACUUCAUAAAAAUAGUCAUCUUGUGUUUUUAAAUCUAAUUUUGUGUUAAAAUUUCUUUGGCGAUCAAAUAAUGAAACAAGGUGUUGAAAAUCACAGAUGUGCAAUUACAUGGAAAGUGUGCGGUCAAAUCAAGCACAUUGGAAUGGAUUACCCAGUGUUUGCCCUACUAAAUACUGCACGUUUUGUCAAAUUUAGACAAAUGUGUCAAAUAUUCAAUGCCUAAGGAAAAUAUGAAUUGUAUGAAAAGUAUACAAUUGUUAUAUGCUAUUAACGCAGCAUGUGAGUUGGUGAAAGAUCAUUCAAUUUAUUCAGCAAAACCAGUUAAAUCAUCGUAAUGAGCUGUUGUUAAAUUCAGUUUUGGGGAAAGUUACUUUUAAAGUAAUUUAUUACAAUAUUGCAUUACUCCUUAAAAAAAGCAACUAACUGCGUUUGUACUUUUUUUGCAAAGUGAUGUUACUUUUGCAUCACUUUUUCUCAUCUGGCCUGGGCUUGCUGGUUUGUUAGUUUUUAAUAUAGAAAAGUUAUAUUUUUGGCAAAUGUAAAAACCCUUUCACACCAAAAGUGUACUGAAUAAGCCUCAUGCUUAAGAAAAUAAUUUAAUUAUUGCAGGUUUGUGUCAUAUUCUGAGUUUGCAUUUCACUGUGUUUAUCUAUUUUGAGGAACACCGAAUCUGUUUUUUAUUUUAAUCUUCUUUUUUUAAGUGAGAUGAGUAAAUGCAUGUUCGCACUUAGUGUAUAACUACAGGAAGCAUCAUGUUCACAUCAUGUUUACUCCUGAUUUCUCUCAACAUGAGAGCUGUCAGUCAGUAAGUGGGAAAACAAAGUAACCGGUGUUUACUUAUUUGGAAAAAGUAACUCAAAUAUUUUCAUGUAAAUUAAAAGUAAUGCAUUACUGCAGUAGUUACUUGAAAAAAGUAAUCUAAUUAUGUAACUUUCAUUACAUGUAAUGCAUUACCCCAACGCUGGUUAUAUUUCUAAGAUGUGUAGUCCCUAAAGUUCCACAUCUGCUAAAGCUGUAGUACAAGUGCUAAAUCCAAAACAAACUAAUUUAACGAGUGAGCUUGUUUGACUGGUUUUGAGAGAGCUGUGUAAUUUGCAUUUGUUUAAGGUUUAACUAUAUGUGAAACCUAUUGAAAUGCAAACACGUUGUUGUGGAGUUAUUGUAUUUGAGCAUGUACUAGAAACCCAAGUCAACAAACUGUAAAGCAGAAAGUCAUGAGUCUACGACAGGCCAUAUCAGAACAGAAUGUGGGAAAAUACAGUCUGCAUCUCCUCAUCAACUGUAUUAUAUGUAAAUGUUGGCAUUUCAAACCUCUCUGUGUGUAAAUGAGAGUUUAAAUAAAGGCACAUCACUUUCAA
Carassius gibelio (silver crucian carp) is the source of this 5235-nucleotide messenger RNA. RefSeq names its product prickle planar cell polarity protein 3-like. Lineage: Eukaryota; Metazoa; Chordata; Actinopteri; Cypriniformes; Cyprinidae. Gene Ontology annotation, molecular function: zinc ion binding. The record is from RefSeq and is a predicted model, not a curated record. Bases 200 to 2536 code for a protein of 778 amino acids. The transcript has 11 exons.